UGGUCUGUCACUCAGUCGACACCAAAGGCGGCCCACGGUCCUUGUAGAGCGUGUGUCCGGCUUGUUUGCUAGCAGGAGUUGUUGGUGAUUCUUCAGGGCGGCCAUGGCCGAGCCACAACCCGCGUCCAGUGGCCUCACUGAUGAGACCGCCCUCAGUUGCUGCUCCGACCCGGACCCCAGCACCAAGGAUUUUCUACUGCAGCAAACGAUGCUAAGAAUUAAGGAUCCUAAGAAGUCCCUGGAUUUUUAUACGAGGGUUCUUGGACUGACGCUCCUUCAGAAGCUCGACUUUCCUUCUAUGAAGUUCUCGCUCUAUUUCUUAGCUUAUGAGGAUAAGAACGAUAUCCCCAAGGACAAGUCUGAAAGGACUGCGUGGACGUUCUCCAGAAAAGCUACCCUGGAGCUCACACACAACUGGGGCACGGAAGAUGACGAGACCCAGAGCUACCACAACGGCAACUCGGACCCUCGUGGAUUUGGUCACAUCGGGAUUGCCGUCCCUGAUGUCUACGGUGCCUGUAAGAGAUUUGAAGAGCUAGGUGUCAAGUUCGUGAAGAAGCCGGAUGACGGGAAAAUAAAAGGUCUGGCGUUCAUUCAAGAUCCAGACGGCUACUGGAUUGAAAUUCUGAAUCCAAACAAAAUAGCGACGAUUAUUUAGUUCCGUGAGAAUGCGCCUUUGAGGUGUCUGGGACGGCAGGGACAAGAAACAGCGCGUGUGAUUCAAGAUGCUGCCGUGGCCAGAAGCGUCAUGGACUGUGGGUCUCUGCUCCAGUUUAAAUCCUUCUGAAACCCUUUUCAUUGUCCCAAUUCAGUGGGUUUUAAAAAAAAAAAAUCUCCCCUCUGUUUAGCCAACCUAAUUUUCAAGUAGCAAUUUAUCUUAUGACCUUGACAAAGUUGUGUGACUUUCCUUUUAAGAUAAUAAUUAGAACAGUUCUCUUUAGAGACCACAGUUGCCACUGCCUGUCUCUUAAAGACUACUCAAAGUUUUGUUUCCGAUUCAUCAUUUAAAAUUUUGUUUCAAAUGUUUCUUUGGGCGGGGGGGGGGGGGGGGGUCUGUUACCUUCUGGGGUUUCAGCUCCUCAGAAAUAACUUUCCAUAGUGGGAAGUACAGAACAGUGAACAGAAAUGAUAUUUUUGUGUGUACUUCAAACAGCAUAGUGUUUAUCUUACAAAAGAGAAGGUACCCCUGAGAGCAAUUCGGAAUCAUGCUGACAAGGACACAGAUAGAAAUACUAAUAUUUUUUUUUUGUAUGUAUAAAGAACUUUCAGAAUUCAAGGACUAACUUUACUUUUCUGGGAAUGUGGAGGAGGAAGGGACUAGACAAUGGGCUAUGCUAUAAUAUCCUUUAUGUGAACCAGUACUGCCAGUUACCACAUGAAAAAGCAAGCAGAAAGCUGGGCGAACAAAGCAACCUGAUUGGUCUGAAGGCUUGGGGGGCGGGGUCAGCGUUUCUAAUAGCUGGAUUUAGCCUUGCAUAUCUCCUGUCCUGUGAAACCUGCAGUGAGUCUGGCCUUGUGCUCUUUGCUCGCACUCGGGCUUGAAUACCACAGAGAAAUAAGCAAGGAAGUCUAUAGUACAGGGCUGUUCUAGGGGACACCUGUGAGUGAGCCCCACAUCAUUUGGGGGGAGUCUUCCCCACCCCACAGUCUUCAGAUGCUUGUAAUCACGUAGGAUAAGUGCUAAGUCAGAUGUCGGGUGUUAACUCUGUGGUCUUCCCUGCUGACCAAGGAUUGAUGGAUUUCUCAGAGUCGAUUUGGAGACAACGACUGGAGGACAAAACCCAAUCCGAGGUCAGACUGCAGCAAAGUUUCUGGCCUGCUGUGGUGGAAGACGCAGGUGCAAUGCCAAGCGUUACCCAGCUAUGGGCACUUUGUUUCUUCUCGGGAUGGAAUGGAUUCAUGUGAGCAGUGUAAACACAUCAUAGGCUGAAAUAAAACUAAUGCUGUUUAAUGCAUAAA
Apodemus sylvaticus (European woodmouse) is the source of this 1959-nucleotide messenger RNA. RefSeq names its product glyoxalase I (gene Glo1). Gene Ontology annotation, molecular function: metal ion binding; lactoylglutathione lyase activity. NCBI's taxonomy places the organism in Eukaryota, Metazoa, Chordata, Mammalia, Rodentia, Muridae. The coding region runs from base 104 to 658 and encodes 184 amino acids. The transcript is spliced from 6 exons. The record is from RefSeq and is a predicted model, not a curated record.